Molecule: messenger RNA, 1848 nt
Organism: Tribolium madens (black flour beetle)
Lineage: Eukaryota; Metazoa; Arthropoda; Insecta; Coleoptera; Tenebrionidae
Gene: angel
Product: protein angel homolog 2
Exons: 6
Coding region: 132-1784 (550 amino acids)
Molecular function (GO): 3'-5'-RNA exonuclease activity
Source: RefSeq, a predicted model, not a curated record
UAUUAAAAUGUCAUCUGUCAAACGUAAACGUCAAUAACCUUUUCACAAACUUAUCCAAAUUUGCAAAAAUAAUAGUGAAGGGACAAAAGGCGCAUGCAGUCUGUAAGUUACAAAAUUCCGCUAUUUAUGUAAUGUUAUCGGUGCUAUUUAACAAGUCUCUACAAACCGAUCCGUUUCUGAUUAAUGAUUUUUCAAGAGUUGCCCCCCUAAUCAGUAUCAAGUUAAAUGGGGCUCCGAAUGCGAGUCGUAACAAAUCGAAGAACAUUGUAAUGGCAGAACGUCGCAAUGAAUCGUAUACCAAUAAGAACAACGACAAUAAUUACAGUAACAUUCGCACUGUUGUCACUUCUCGUCUAUCGGGGCUACCGAACAGUCGGAGGCAAAAUAAAAACCGAACCGAGGAAAGUAUUUGUCCCAGUGUCGGAAAUGUGGUGCAAUUCAAUAAUUUUACGGUGGGGCUACCUUUGAGGCAGCCGUUGCAACCACAAAUAUACAAUCAUUUAGCUUAUCAGCAGUUUGUACACGCAGUAUUACAACCAAAUUUACAACCGUGCUUUCACAGACCUAACCAGGAAAACCGGAGGCAGUUACACAACGCUGGUAACACUGCUGGACGACGGUCGCUAAAAGGGUUACGUUUUUGGGAAAAAAUCUCACCAAAUAGUACUAACUCAGGAUUCGUUUUCUCUGUUAUGACUUACAAUGUCCUUGCCCAAGACCUCAUCAACCAACAUCCUUAUUUAUACACGUUUCAUAGAAGAGAUUGUCUCAAAUGGGACACUCGUUGGAAUAAUCUCUUGGCUGAAAUUCGCGAUUUAAACCCUGACAUUUUGUGUCUCCAAGAAGUACAAAAUACACAUUUAGAUCAAUAUUUUUCAACAUUUGAGACUUUGGGGUACCAAGGACUGUACAAGCAACGCACCGGCCCCCGCACCGACGGCUGUGCCAUCUACUACAAGUCCUCCUUACUUACCCUCCUUGAACAUGAGACAGUUGAAUACAACCAACCCAGUACCCGUCUCCUCGACCGCGACAACGUGGCCAUAAUCGCAAAAUUCGCCCCUAAAUCCCACCUCUCGCACUCCUUCGUCGUCGCCACAACCCACCUCCUCUACAACCCAAAACGACAAGACGUACGCCUCGCCCAAACCCAACUCCUCCUUGCCGAAAUCGACCGAAUUGCGUUUAAUUCCUCCAAGUACUUUCCAGUUAUCGUCACUGGCGAUCUAAACUCCACCCCCAACUCCGCCCUCUACAAAUUCAUCACUAGUGGACUGUUGCGCCGCGAAGAUUUGGCUUCGAUUCACUCACCGAGGAGCGAGACCGGGACCUAUCGUUUGCCUUCAUCGUUGAGAAUUACAGAUGAGUGCCAACAUGCCGAUUUGUUAGCGAAGAGGCAAAAAAAUAAUCUUUUGCCAAGACAGGAGGAGCUUAAGUUGAUUGAGCUGAAACAUAGUGGAAGGCAGAUUGAAGGGAAGAAAAAUAAGGAGAAACUCAAUGAGAAGUUGUUCAAUUCGGGGAGUUUGAGUCAUAAAUUUUUCCUAGAUUCGGUGUACAAGUACAGAAUUAGGGGAGAUAUCGAAGCAACGACCUUUCAGGACAUGUGGGUUUCCGUCGAUUACAUUUUUUUCAGUAAGAAGCGGAAAAGUAAGAGUGGUCUCGUCCUUUUGGAGCGUUACAGAUUGCCGACGAGCAAAGAAUUGCGUGAUUUAAAAAUCCCUAAUGGGGAUUUGGGGUCGGAUCAUUUAUCUCUGAUGGCGAGAUUUAAGUUGGAAUUGCGAUAAUGUUUAAUGUUAAGGGUUAAGUGUUUUGACUACAUAUUUUGUAAAAAUAAAGUUUGUUUAAGGA